Messenger RNA from Colletotrichum scovillei, 975 nucleotides. RefSeq names its product histone chaperone domain CHZ. The transcript is spliced from 2 exons. The coding region runs from base 199 to 537 and encodes 112 amino acids. The record is from RefSeq and is a predicted model, not a curated record. NCBI's taxonomy places the organism in Eukaryota, Fungi, Ascomycota, Sordariomycetes, Glomerellales, Glomerellaceae.
AAUCCAUCGAUUUGCCUGCGCAAAGCUUCACCUCCACUUUCCUUUCCCACCUACCUUACCUUCCCUUCGUACAACCCACCCCCCAACCUUUCCCAAUCCAACCACAACUUUUUGCGACAGCAACUUCUUGUUUUUCUUCACUCUCUCCCUUUGCGCAAAGACUCGACAGUACCACGCAACAUCCACGAAACAGACACAAUGGCUGCCGAGAACGAGAACGUCGCUGCUGGCCUCGCCGAGGAGACCAAGGGCAAGGGCAAGGCCGUCGCCGCUGAGGAGCCCGUUGAAAAGAGCGACGCCAUGGACGAGGACGAGGACUCCAGUGAUGAGGAGGAAGCCCCCGAGGCCGCUGAGGCUGUCGACGAGGAGGACGGCAUGGAGGAGAUUGACCUGAACAACAUUGUCGAGGGUGGUCGCCGCACCCGUGGCCGUGUCAUUGAUUUCGCCAAGGCUGCCGAGGAGAACCCCGCCGAGGAGGAUGAUGACGAGGACGACGAUGACUUCGCGGCCGACGAGUCCAAGAUGGAUGAGGACUAAGCAGCGAGUCCAUUCUCCUCCUUUUUCGUUUGACCUUCGUACACCCCCCUUUGGCCUGCCUACCUUUUACAUGGUGGCGGCUGCGGGCGGCGGCGAUGGUUCAUCACCAUUCAUGACGGUUAUUGGGAAACGGCACGACACACACACGACAGAAAACGGAAUGCAAAGAAGGGGCAGUGGAUGGUUUACACAAAAGUUAUAAGAGGGCUUCAAUAAUCAUUUGCAUGCCCCUUGCGUCGAUAAAAAGGCUUGGUGGGUUUGGACAUUGGCGGCUGAGAGCCUCGGUUGAUAUUGCAGCUUUUUUGUCGGCGGCGGCAGCGGCGACGUUUGUCGAUUUGCUGCUGCUCUGCCCACCUGGCUCUCUAUUUUAUCAGGCCGUUUCAGCGCGCGGUGUCGCUACCUUGACUACGAGUGCCAUGGAAAUGAAAAUUAUGCGAC